GGGGAUUGUGGAAGCUUUGAAUUGCAAAUUAUGGGCCCAUUCAGAUAAACGCAAAGUCUUGGAAUGCAUUGAUAAUCCAAUCAUCAAUGAGAGAUUAACAAAUAAACAGUGGGAAGCCUGCGUCCAUGUGUGCCGCAUGUGUGAUAUAAAUAUGAGUUUCCUCACAAGGUAUUUAGAACAGCAUCAUGGAGUAUUCACUGAUAUUGUGGCAUUCAUUCCUACUGGUUGGGAGAUGAGUCGGAGGAAUAAGAAUGCUGGCAAUGUCAGAAGAACUCAGUAUGGAAAAGUAACCAUCUAUGGUGUACCAUAUAGUGAACAUUCAAGUUUCACAGAGUUGAAGAGGUUUGUACAGUUUUUGAAGCCAGCUGAAGUUAUACCAACAGUGAAUGUGGAACGUUCUGCAAAUGCCGUGACAAAAUAUUUCAGGCAGUGGUUGUCUGAAUCUCCAAUAACAUCACUGAAGCAAAGGAAUGAGCGAGACCAGUUUGUUCAGCAGAAAAUGUCUCGAUAUUUUCAAUCUCAAAUGAUACCAACAGGUGAAGACUUGUGACAAGAAGAUGUGCUCUUGUUUUAUAAGUAUAUCCUGGAAAUUGGCCCUUUUUUAUACAUAUUACCUGAUUGGUGAUUUAAAUUAAAGUUAAUUUACACAAAUAUAAGGAAACCCUUUAUGUUUAGAUGUCUCAAAAAUAUAUAAAAUUACAUGUCUUUCUUCUUCUGGUUUUGUUUCCUUCCUUUUCUGUGAAUAAGAAGUUUCUGGUCUGUUCUAUCUUCCCAUCGUCUUUCCUUUUCAAAUUCUUGCCAGCUUGUUCCUCUUUUCUAGUACCUGGUUGUAUCACAUUCCUCUGGGUCAUCUCAUAGAUCUCUUUCCUUAAAAUUUUAAUUGUAAAGCAAACCUUGAUGUCCUUGUUCUGUGCUUUCUUUCUUUUUUUAUGGUAAAACCAUUUUAGUCUUAUUCUGUAAAUAAAUUUUUGAUUAUCAUAAAAUAUUCUUACAUCCCUUCUCAGUUUAAUCUCUAACUCUGUAAUGUAAACCAAAAAAUUAAAAGCUAAUUUAACUGUUACACAACUGAUUGAGUAGGACUUGAGGCUCUCACAGUGGUAUGAAGAUUCCUCUCUUCCAGAUUGUAACACCAUGUAGAAGUUUUCAAAUGUUUCAGAGGUCCUUGCUGCCUCCAUCAUCAGGGCAGUGAGUUGGUGAGUUUAAACUGAAUUUCUAUUCAUUUAAACAUAAUAUGUGAUAAUGGCUUUUUAUUGCAUUUUUGCAAGAUGGAACUAGGACAUAAAACAAGACUAUAAAGUAGUAAGAAAAAUUAAUAUAAUUGUAUGACCAUACUGCAUAAAUAAGAGGCACAUUUAGCAGAAGGAAGUGAAGUUCUUCACUAAACUGCAUAGGUAUUAUUAAAAUCAGCUGUUUAUUUUUAAUGAUCAAACGUAACAUAUACAUGCAACUGUACAUUGUUAAAUCUUAUUACUAUGAGAUGAAGUUUGAAUUGUCCCAGAGAUGUUGAAUUUCAGAGCCUAAUUGUGGAGUAUAUUAUACAGUACAUAAGGUGAAUAUAAAAAUGUUUGUAAUUUAAA
Zootermopsis nevadensis is the source of this 1577-nucleotide messenger RNA. Lineage: Eukaryota; Metazoa; Arthropoda; Insecta; Blattodea; Termopsidae. The record is from RefSeq and is a predicted model, not a curated record.